This is a messenger RNA of Onychomys torridus (southern grasshopper mouse), 3414 nucleotides long. It is a transcript of the gene Lpl, whose product is annotated as lipoprotein lipase. The transcript is spliced from 10 exons. Gene Ontology annotation, molecular function: apolipoprotein binding; lipoprotein lipase activity. Gene Ontology annotation, biological process: lipid metabolic process. NCBI's taxonomy places the organism in Eukaryota, Metazoa, Chordata, Mammalia, Rodentia, Cricetidae. The coding region runs from base 305 to 1729 and encodes 474 amino acids. The record is from RefSeq and is a predicted model, not a curated record.
UUUAGCGUCCUCCCCCUAACUUAUGAUUUUAUAGCCAAUAGGUGAUGAGGCUUAUUUGCAUAUUUCCAGUCUCUUAAGCAGCAGUGGAGUGGAAACCGUGUCAGACUCGAUUCCUCCUCCUCUGAGGAAUUCUGCCCCUUCCAGCUGCCCUGCCCUCCUCCCCUUUUAAAGGCUGACUUGUCCUGCGGCGCUCUACCGCGCUCCAGUCCUCCGGCGCCUCCUGUUCAAUCCCCUGCUACGCGGAUCCGCUCCCUCCCGCCAGCCCGCGCCCCGCAUUUCCCGCAGCAGAAGGACGCGCCGGGAGAUGGAGAGCAAAGCCCUGCUCCUGGUGGCCCUGGGAGUGUGGCUUCAGAGUUUGACCGUCUUCCACGCAGGGGUGGCCGCAGCAGACGGGGGAAGAGAUUUUGCAGACAUAGAAAGUAAGUUUGCUCUAAGGACCCCUGAAGACACAGCCGAGGACACUUGCCACCUCAUUCCUGGAGUAGCAGAAUCUGUGUCUAAUUGCCACUUCAACCACAGCAGCAAGACCUUCGUGGUGAUCCAUGGCUGGACCGUGACAGGAAUGUAUGAGAGUUGGGUGCCCAAACUUGUGGCCGCCCUGUACAAGAGAGAACCUGAUUCCAAUGUCAUCGUAGUGGACUGGCUAUAUCGGGCCCAGCAACAUUAUCCGGUAUCUGCUGGCUACACCAAGCUGGUGGGAAACGAUGUGGCCAGGUUCAUCAACUGGAUGGAGGAAGAAUUUAACUACCCCCUGGACAAUGUCCACCUGUUGGGGUAUAGCCUCGGAGCCCACGCUGCUGGGGUGGCAGGAAGUCUGACCAACAAGAAGGUUAACAGAAUCACUGGCUUGGAUCCAGCCGGGCCUAACUUUGAGUAUGCAGAGGCCCCCAGCCGCCUUUCUCCUGAUGACGCAGAUUUCGUGGAUGUCUUACACACAUUCACCAGAGGGUCACCUGGCCGAAGUAUUGGGAUCCAGAAACCAGUAGGGCAUGUUGACAUUUAUCCCAACGGAGGCACUUUCCAGCCAGGAUGCAACAUCGGGGAAGCCAUUCGUGUGAUUGCAGAGAGGGGCCUUGGAGAUGUGGACCAGCUGGUGAAGUGCUCCCACGAGCGCUCCAUUCACCUCUUCAUUGACUCCCUGCUGAAUGAAGAAAACCCCAGCAAGGCGUACAGGUGCAACUCCAAGGAAGCGUUUGAGAAAGGGCUCUGCCUGAGUUGCAGAAAGAAUCGCUGCAACAAUGUGGGUUACGAGAUCAACAAGGUCAGAGCCAAAAGGAGCAGCAAGAUGUACCUGAAGACUCGCUCUCAGAUGCCCUACAAAGUGUUCCAUUAUCAAGUCAAGAUUCACUUUUCUGGGACUGAGAGUGACACUCAGCUCAACCAGGCCUUCGUGAUUUCUCUGUAUGGCACAGUGGCCGAAAGUGAGGACAUCCCCUUUACUCUGCCUGAGGUCUCCACGAACAAAACCUCCUCCUUCCUGAUUUAUACGGAGGUGGACAUCGGGGAGCUGCUAAUGAUGAAGCUGAAGUGGAAGAGCGACUCCUACUUCAGCUGGUCGGACUGGUGGAGCAGCCCCGGCUUUGUCCUCGAGAAGGUCCGAGUGAAGGCCGGGGAGACGCAGAAGAAGGUCAUCUUCUGUGCUAGGGAGAAAGUAUCUCAUUUACAGAAAGGAAAGGAUGCAGCAGUGUUUGUGAAAUGCCAUGACAAGUCUCUGAAGAAGUCUGGCUGACACUGGACAAUCCAAGAGGAGAAGAAAGCACUUGAGUUCUUUGAAGACUGAAGUAAACGAAGUAAAUUUUAUAAACAAAGAAAAAAAUACCCUUCUUUGGGUGUUUGAAAGUGGGUUUUCCUGAGUAUUAAUCCCAGCUCUAUCUUGUUAGUUAAAUUAGAAGACAGGCUCAAAUACUAAAACGUGGCUAAUACCAGGUGAGGAGUCUCGUGGCCAAUAGCAUGUCUUCCAGCAUCAGAGGACAGCAGAUAGGAGAAGCAUGGCGUCUUUUGUCCCUUAGGAAGGAAUCAUUGGUCCCCACAAAUAAGACUCCUUCGUGUGACCUGUUUGGUCAUGGACAAAUGUUAGUGAGGGCCUCUUAUUUUGUCAAAAUUCUGAGCCCUUUUCAAAGUUUUCUCCAAGUCUAAUAUAGAUAAUGUUUUGUGGCAUGAGUGAGAUCUAUUUCUUUAGCAGUUGAAACACCUGGCCUUUGUAACUAGUCCUUUUACCAUUGGGAUGAAACCAAAUAACAAACAAACAAACAAAUAAAUAAAUAGUAAUCAGGGAUGUGUGACUUAGCAAAAGCAAUGAAAUCCUGAGCCUUGGUCCCACCAUGACAAAGUACAAGUCAACAGAGAUACAGAACUAGAUGAGUAAUUCUUAAUAGACUUGAAUUUCUAUGGCUUAAUCCCUCCAUCUUUUAAAAGUUUGUUUUAUAGUUUAACAUUGUUCUCUGGGUAGAUGUUGAAAAUGUCACCUUAUAAUUCAGAUGACAUAUAAAUUGAACUGAAAGAAAACAGUGCCGAGUUUGAUUUUACUUUUAUAUUUUGCUUUUUGGAGGAAAUGUCUCAUUUAUCCCACUCUGUAGCCAAGCCUGACCUAGAACUCAACUCUGUUGUUCAGACUUGCCUUGAACUCUCAGUGAUCCUCCUGCCUGAGUGCUGGGGUUGUUGGCAUGAACCGCAUCUGGCUUGAUACCAUAAUUUUAUUACCAGAUUUUUUACUAUUUGUUUUUAUCGACUUGAACACACUCGAUAGCCAAUAGUUAGCAUUUAGUCUGAGACUUCUUGGCUGUGCCUCCGUCACACUUCUAACACAUCACAUUCAUUUCUAGUUUAGAUGUGAUCAAGUUCAAAUUCUACAUCAUGCAAAGUACAAAUUUUACAUCAGGACUGCCUUACCCCAUGAGAGUUGAAAUUACUGGGAGAUAUGAUCAUCAGUGCUUGUAAAUUGUUGUGUACAAAGAAGGGCGUUGCCGAUUGCAAUAGCUACAGGAAUUACCAGGUGGGCUGCCACUAUUUUGUUUUACUUUAAAAAAAAGAAAGAAACUAAUCAAGAGUGAGUGAACAAUUAUUUAUGAACUAGAUCUCAUAUUUUCAGAAUGUUUUUACUAUGUAUUAAUACAAAAUGAUAAAGAAGUUCUAUGCCAGAGGUUAUUGGCUGGGAACAUAAACUGUGAAAUGUGUGGGUGUCUGAACCAACUAUCCACAUGCAAAGCCCCACAAAUGUAAUUGUCAUUCAAUGUCAUUUGGAAAGGAAAGAGUCAAGGGAUGUCCUGGAAAAUGGUCAGAGAAGUAGUUCCAGAUAUGCUGCAUUGUUAGCCCUUGCUGGGAGAAGGAUGGUUGUACCCAUGUAAUAUAGGACAAAAGUGACUGAUUUCAUCAGGCUUGGAGACAAUUCUAGAAAUAAAACGAUGUACAAUUUGU